Pipistrellus nathusii (Nathusius's pipistrelle) is the source of this 309-nucleotide messenger RNA. The record is from the annotation of a GenBank genome assembly. Lineage: Eukaryota; Metazoa; Chordata; Mammalia; Chiroptera; Vespertilionidae.
AUGUCGGAGAAGAGCGUGGAGGCAGCGGCCGAGCUGAGCGCCAAGGAUCUGAAGGAGAAGAAAGAGAAGGUGGAGGAGAAGGCGAGCCGGAAAGAGCGAAAGAAAGAAGUGGUGGAGGAGGAGGAAAACGGAGCCGAGGAGGAGGAAGAGGAAACCGCUGAGGACGGAGAAGAAGAGGAUGAAGGGGAAGAAGAAGAUGAGGAAGAAGAAGAUGAUGACGACGAGGGGCCGGCGCUGAAGAGAGCUGCUGAAGAGGAGGAUGAAGCUGAUCCCAAGCGGCAGAAGACAGAAAAUGGGGCAUCGGCAUGA